AUGUCGGAAUAUUUGGGCAUAUACCCUUCAUCGCUAGAACGAAAAAAAUCGCACGCAGCAUACAAAGAUGACUCUGAUGAUGAAAAGAUUACUGGACCUCCCAAGCUGAGUGAUUUUGGCGUUGCACUGCUCAUGGAGAAAGAAAAUAUGGCUCCGUCAAUGGUACGGAGGGGUGAACCGUCUCCUAACAGCUUCAAAAGAGAAUUAAAGACAAGAUUCGGACCAACGAAUACAGAUUACUUUUCUGGGAGUAAUAACCAGACAUCUUUCAGUCAGACAUAUGUCUCUGCAAACUCAGGAGAGCCUUCACAAUCAACUAUCUUUGCUCAGUCCAGGUUCAAUCAGCAACCGAGUAUGACAACGAUGGAUACCAACGGAAUUAAGAUACCAGCGAGCGACUUAGAGACAAGUUUUGGAAGAAUCAAGAGUAUGCAACAGAAUAUGAGGGAAGAACUUACUACAAGACACGCGCAGAGGAGAAGCCGGCGGUUCUUACAUGGAACCAGGAUCGGCGUUUUAGGACCAGCUAAGCGUGCAUCAUCUACAAAUGGUGCCGAUAUGUCAGACCUUAGUAUUGGGAACGUUCAGAUGGUACAACAAACUGACAAUACUCCACUGGAGGAACACCGUGAGGUUCAGUCACCUGCAGAGAUCAAACCCGAUUUAACGAAAAAGGAAACGCGAACAAGAGAUGUUCUAGAUUACAAAUCGAUCGACUUUGGUGAUAUGAAUCCAGUACAGUACCUGAAACUGCACAAUCUAUCAAGUAGCGAACUCCCGAAAUUAUCAAAAGUAUACUUUGAGCGUCAAAGAGAAGAGAUUCACCAAAUGGCUUUGCAGAAAAGUAUAUCAUCUAGAGAGGCACUGACCAACAAAGUGCAGCGAUCAUUUUCCUCAAUUUCGAGUUCUGGAAACUCUAUCAGGAGAGAAAGCUCAAUGCCUUUAUAUCCGAGGAGGAAGCUAUCAGAUACCUCUGUUUCAUCUGCAGCAAAAACAAGCUUUCAAAGCUCAUUCUCUUCACCGCUUGCUUAUCCUAAGAAGAACUUUUUAAUCGAUCAACCAGUUGUUACUUCAAAGCCAGCAGCAGAUCAUGGCAAAAAUCUCACAAAACAGUAUGCACAACGUGAACAGUAUACCCUAGAAAGCUCUUUUAAGAAGAGAGAAGCACUUGCUAACAUCGAUAUAAACAGGAAUAGCCAAGAGUCCUUGCAGCAGCCCAAGCGAUUCAAGCCGAUCAGAACGCAGGAGCAGCUUAGCGAGUCGCAUUUGCCAGAACCAUAUGUCAACAAGGAGGAGUAUCUUAAUAGAGAACCACCUAAACCACGAGCUACAAAACGAGUGGAGAUACUGGAACCUAAACCCAGUCAAGGACAAUCGAGGAAAAACGUGGUGAAGGUUAAUGAUGUAGAAUACGAAAAAGUGGAACUAUUGGGUCGAGGCGGCUCAUCCAAGGUCUACAAAGUUCGAGACCGCAGUAAUAAUGUGUAUGCUUUGAAAAGAGUAGUUUUUGAUGAAUUUGACGACUCGAGUGUAAGCGGGUUUAAAGGUGAGAUCGAGCUUUUGAAGAAACUGGAAAAUCAGAAUCGGGUGGUACAGUUAGUUGACCAUGAGAUGGAGCACGGUGUUUUGUAUUUGAUAAUGGAAUGCGGUGAUCAUGAUUUGUCUCGGAUUCUAAAUCAUAGAGCUGGAAUGCCUCUCGACAUGGAAUUUGUACGAUAUCAUGCGAGGGAAAUGUUACGCUGCGUAAAAGUCGUGCAUGAUUCUGGAAUAGUCCACUCCGACUUGAAGCCAGCCAAUUUUGUCUUUGUCAAAGGUAUUUUGAAAAUUAUCGACUUUGGUAUUGCUAACGCGGUUCCUGAUCACACGGUCAAUAUAUACCGUGAGAACCAGAUAGGAACGCCAAACUACAUGGCUCCCGAAGCCUUAGUUGCUAUGAACUACACUCAGGAUGACGAGAAAUAUCAGCAACAAAACAGAUGGAAAGUAGGCAAACCCUCCGACAUAUGGUCCUGCGGUUGCAUUAUCUAUCAAAUGAUUUAUGGAAGACCGCCUUAUGGUGGCUUCCAGGGUCAAAACAGGCUACUUGCCAUUAUGAAUCCCGAUGUCAAAAUUAUCUUCUCGGACAAGACUUCAAGAGAUGAAACUAUACCGCGCUCUGCUUUAGAUACAAUGAAAGCAUGUUUGACGCGUAAUCCAGAUAAAAGGCUGACUGUUGAUGAAGUACUCGAAAGCAAUUUUUUGAAGCCUCUCAUGGUCACACCAUUUUUCAUUAGGGAUUUGAUCAAGAACGCAGUAAGGUAUGGCGCUGAUCAGAAAGAAGUUUCAAAAGAAAAAGUGGAGGAGCUAGCUGAUGAUGUUUUGAGUAGGUUAUCAGAUUUCAGACUAUAG
Molecule: messenger RNA, 2388 nt
Organism: Torulaspora delbrueckii
Lineage: Eukaryota; Fungi; Ascomycota; Saccharomycetes; Saccharomycetales; Saccharomycetaceae
Gene: MPS1
Product: serine/threonine/tyrosine protein kinase MPS1
Exons: 1
Coding region: 1-2388 (795 amino acids)
Biological process (GO): mitotic spindle assembly checkpoint signaling; chromosome segregation; protein localization to kinetochore
Cellular component (GO): kinetochore; spindle; nucleus
Molecular function (GO): protein serine/threonine kinase activity; ATP binding; protein serine/threonine/tyrosine kinase activity
Source: RefSeq, a predicted model, not a curated record